AGAAAAUGUUCUUAUCUACUCCACUUACUAGUUAUAAUAUUAAAUAAUAAUUCUCUAUUUAAAAAAUUACGCGCUGCAUCAAUUUUACGACUCCAUAAUUGCAAAGUAAACAUUUUUAACUGUUGAAGGUUAAAUAAAGUGCAAUAAUUGAACUAUUGGAAAUACAUUAAUAGAUUGUUUUUUGCCAAGGAAGUUAGUCGAUUAAAGUAAAAAAGGCACGAUGCGUUCAGAAUUGUUCGUUGUAAGUUUGUUCAUACCGACAUUACUGGCACAAAUACCUAUAUCAAGAUGUCCUAGUGUGAAAGUUCAACAAAAUUUUGAUGUUGCAGCCUAUUUAGGUAAAUGGUAUGAGCAAGAAAAGUAUCCACUAAUAUUCGAAAUAGGCGGCAAAUGCAUUACCGCUGACUACUCGAAAAGAAGUGAUGGUAAAGUUGAAGUUUUUAACCAGAUGAAAAAUGUUUUAACCAAUUCAGUAUCCUCAAUUAAAGGAACAGCUGAAUUAGCAUCAGAAAAAGGGGAAGCAAAACUAUCAGUCACUUUCAAAACACCCGUGACUGUUACUUCACCUUAUUGGGUACUAAGUACGGACUAUGUAAACUGUUCAGUAGUGUAUUCUUGCCAAACAAUCUUUGGUAUUUCUGCUCACACUGCAUGGAUUCUUACGAGAGAUCAACACCCGUCUCAAGAUAUUAUCAAAACGGCUCGAAAAGUACUUAAGGAUAAUAAAAUCGACACUUCUUUCUUGAUAAAAACAGAUCAAAAACAUUGUUAACUAUAAAAAUAUUGUAUAUUAAUUUUGUUCUUUGUUAAAUAUUUAGUUGUUUCUUUAUUAAAAAUAUAUACACAAGUAAAUUAAGU
Messenger RNA from Diabrotica balteata, 858 nucleotides. The record is from the annotation of a GenBank genome assembly. Lineage: Eukaryota; Metazoa; Arthropoda; Insecta; Coleoptera; Chrysomelidae.